CCAGACGUCCGUGGCGUGUGCUGGUGUCGAACAGAUCAGUCAGGAAACUAACAGGAAAUAAGUUUCAACCCACAGAACCAACCAUGAGGCUUCACGAGAGCUGUCUGCUGAUGUUGUUUCUUCACGCGUCGGCCAUCUUUGCUGAAAGAAGACGUGUUGCUUUCAAGAACUGCCCCUCAUCAAAAACCGACGAUGAUCUGAUAACAAUCAAGGCUGUCAGAAGCAGGACCGAGUGCUCUGUGCUCUGUCUGAACGACCCAGGCUGUCUGUCAGCCUCCUACUGCAAGACACCUGGUGGCCUCACGUGUCAGCUGAGUGGGCGUUAUUCAGACGGAAACUGUUCCGGGUUCGUUUCGAAUGUGGACUGCACCGUGACUACACUGAUGAAUCCAUGUGAAAAUGGCGGAACGUUCUACCCCGGAAACAGGACCUGUCAGUGUGUCAAUGGCUUCGUGGGGGAUUACUGCCAACGACGUUAUCGAGAGCUACUCUUUGCCCCGUCAGGUAUUCAUGGAGAAUAA
Molecule: messenger RNA, 521 nt
Organism: Haliotis rubra (blacklip abalone)
Lineage: Eukaryota; Metazoa; Mollusca; Gastropoda; Lepetellida; Haliotidae
Product: protein crumbs-like
Exons: 4
Coding region: 84-521 (145 amino acids)
Source: RefSeq, a predicted model, not a curated record